This is a messenger RNA of Passer montanus (Eurasian tree sparrow), 1732 nucleotides long. RefSeq names its product tripartite motif containing 45 (gene TRIM45). Gene Ontology annotation, cellular component: chromatin; nucleoplasm. Gene Ontology annotation, molecular function: ubiquitin-protein transferase activity; protein binding; zinc ion binding. The record is from RefSeq and is a predicted model, not a curated record. Lineage: Eukaryota; Metazoa; Chordata; Aves; Passeriformes; Passeridae. Gene Ontology annotation, biological process: positive regulation of DNA-templated transcription.
GGGGUGGGGUGGGAAGGGGCCGUUUCCCACACAACCGGCGGAGACACCCCCGGUGAGGGGGACAGGACAAAGGGGGCUGCCCGAUCCCCUCCGGCUGCCUUUGCCGGAGGAGGAGCGGCGGGGCGGGCAGCAGCAGGGUCCCGGGCAGCCCCCGCCCCUCACAGCGCGGCCCCGCUCCCCUCGCGGGGCGGGGAAGGAUCCCGUGGUGCGGGGCGGCGCGAGGCGUUCCCCGCGGGAAAGCUCGGCCGAGCGCCCGUGAGGGGCUGCCGGCAUGUCGGCACCGCGCUGCCCGCAGUGCGCCCAGCCCUGCGCGUCGCCGCGGCUGCUGCCCUGCCUGCACUCGCUGUGCGAGCCCUGCCUGCGCCGCCUCGGGCCGCCGGAGGGCCCGGCGGCCGGGCGGUGCCUGACGUGCGGCCUCCGCCUCUGCCGCUUCUGCUGCCGGGCGCACAGGAGACAGAAGAAAACGGCCUCCCAUGCUGUGACAGAGCUGGAGAACAGCAAGGAUUGCAGCCAGGGCGGGAAGCCUCUCCUGUGCCCCUCCCAUCCCACAGAGGAGCUGCAGCUGUUCUGCGAGCAGUGUGACCAGCCCGUGUGCCGGGACUGCCUUCUGGGCAGACACCGUCAGCACCCCUGUGACCUCACCAGCAAUGUCAUCCACAGGCACGGGGACGCCCUGCGGGAGCUGCUGAGGAGCAGCCAGCAGCACAUGGACACCCUGGAGGAUGUGCUGAGCCAGGUGGAUGAGAUGGGCAGUGCUGUCCGCAGUCGCGCAGAGGCUGUGGCCACAGAGAUCUGCCUGUUUGCUCGGGGCUACGUGAAGGCGAUUGAAGAGCACCGGGACCGGCUGCUGAAGCAGCUGGAGGACUUGAAGGUGCAGAAGGAAAACCUGCUGCACUUGCAGAAGGCCCAGCUGCAGCAGCUGCUGCUGGACAUGAGGACAGGCGUGGAGUUCACGGAGCACUUGCUGAUGAGCGGCUCAGACAUGGAGAUCCUCAUCUCCAAAGGGGUGGUGUCCAGCCGUCUCACAAAGCUCAACAGCACUGCCUACAGCACCCACCCCAGUGUGGAUGACAGGAUCCAGUUCUCCCCCCAUGAGAGGGCAGGGCAGUGUUGCGGCUAUGAAGUUUUGGGGGCCAUUCUCAAUAAAGUGGUUGAUCCAACCCGAUGUACCCUGCAUGGGGAAGAUCUCCACAGUGCCCGUCAGAACCAGCUGAGUGGCUUUACCCUGCUGUGCAAGGACACUGCAGGGGAGCGCAUGGGGCGGGGAGGAGAGGCUGUGCGGGUCACCAUCACCCACAAGGACAAGAGGGACUGUGAAGUCAAGCCAACAGUGUGUGAUAAUGGUGAUGGGACCUACUGUAUUUCCUACAGCCCUGAGGAGCCAGGCUUGUAUGCUGUCUGCGUCUGUGUGAAAGGGCAACAUGUGCAGGGCUCUCCCUUCACUCUGAUGGUGAAGCACAAGUUCCGUGAGCACCAGGGGGUGUUUCACUGCUGCACCUUCUGCUCCAGCGGAGGCCAGAAAGCCGCUCGCUGUGCCUGUGGUGGGACCAUGCCAGGUGGAUACCAAGGCUGUGGCCAUGGACACACAGCAAAACUCCUGGAUAUGGCUUGUGCAGCCUUGGCAAGGCAUUUACCAACCCAUAGCUGGGGAAAUGGCAUCUCUGAUGAGGAAGAAGAGGCACUUCCCUGGAAGGGCAAUUGCCACCCUGCUGCCAUCUGCUUGCCUGAGUGA